AUGGCAAAUGGUUGUUGUACUAAUACAUUAUGUGCUGAUCGAGAAACACAAUUACGUUUAGCUCGUCUUCGUGAAGAAUUAUUAACAAAUUUUAAUAGUCUUCUAUUAGAUCGAAUUCGUUUUCUUGAACAAACAAUUAAUCGUUUAUCAUCAUCACCAUCAAUACCAGUAGCAACAACAUUAACAUCUACACAUACAAGUUCAACGUCAGCAUCUACAACUACAGAUCGACUUUCAACACCAGCACUACUUCGACGUAGUUCAUCAACAACAACAACAUAUGUUCUUCUAAGUCCAACUAAUCCAAAUUCAGCCAAUAGCGGAGCAAGUGCUCGAUCUUGUCCAUCUAGUGUUGAUUUAACAACGAGUGAUCGACGAACAAGAUUUUUUUCAUCAAAAAAACAUUCACAAUCACAAGCAAGACAAUCAUCUGAAAGUAAUAGCAAUUAUUUAUCUAUACCUAUGGAUGCACAAUGGUCUAUGGUAACUAAUGAUCUGGUAUCUAAUACUAAUGUUAGUAAUGAGAAAGGCCGAUUAGAAUCAAGACGUUUUGCGUGUGAUGUUGACGAUAAUGAAGUGCGUGCAUUCAAAGCCAUGAUGUAUAUGGAACAAGCCCGGAAACAACAUGCACGACCACUAACUCGUUUACGACAAGCAUUGGGUAUAUCGACUAAUUCUAGCACAGGAAGUUAUGCAUUAAAUAGUUCUAAAAAACAUUCGAAUGCUUAA
This is a messenger RNA of Rotaria sp. Silwood1, 729 nucleotides long. NCBI's taxonomy places the organism in Eukaryota, Metazoa, Rotifera, Eurotatoria, Philodinida, Philodinidae. The record is from the annotation of a GenBank genome assembly.